Leptosomus discolor (cuckoo roller) is the source of this 948-nucleotide messenger RNA. It is a transcript of the gene SLC35A4, whose product is annotated as solute carrier family 35 member A4. The record is from RefSeq and is a predicted model, not a curated record. Lineage: Eukaryota; Metazoa; Chordata; Aves; Leptosomiformes; Leptosomidae. Gene Ontology annotation, cellular component: Golgi membrane. Gene Ontology annotation, molecular function: pyrimidine nucleotide-sugar transmembrane transporter activity. Gene Ontology annotation, biological process: pyrimidine nucleotide-sugar transmembrane transport.
AUGGUGAAGUUUAGCAAUGCUGCUGGUUCUGCAAACUGGAUGCUCCGGAGAGGGCUGUGGGGACUGAUGCUGGUUUUGUCUGUAGCCAUAUACGGCUCUCAUGCUCCCCUCCUGACCCAGUGCAAGGUGGACGGGAUGAUCCCCUUCAGCUCCGCGUCCGUCGUGGUUCUUGUCGAGCUGACAAAGCUGCUGUUAUCCUUCGUGUUCCUGCUCACCUGGGACCGGGAGCUGCUGGGAGUCGCGGUGUCGUGGCGCCACGUUGCCCCCUUCGCCCUCUCUGCCCUGCUCUAUGCUGCCAACAACAACCUGGUGGUUCACAUGCAGCUCUUCAUGGAUCCCAGCACCUACCAGGUCCUGAGUAACUUGAAGAUCGUCAGCACUGCGCUCCUCUACAGCCUCUUCCUGCGCCAGAGACUCGGCGUGCGCAGGUGGCUGGCUCUUCUCCUGCUGGUGGCCGCUGGGGUGAGCUACAGCUGCGGCGGCCUGCAGGACCCCGGCAGCCCCUCCAAGAUGCAGCUGCACGUCACGCUGGUGGGCUUGCUGCUGAUCUCUGUGUACUGCCUGAUCUCGGGUUUGUCUGCUGUCUACACGGAAGCCAUCCUGAAAACGCAGCCGCUGCCUCUCAGCCUGCAGAACCUCUUCCUCUACUUCUUUGGGGUCCUGCUCAACCUGAUGGGCUACUUCUGGAGCAGCGCAGAGGGCGGAUUCUUGGACGGCUUCUCCUCCUGGGUGCUGGUCAUUGUGGUCAGCCAGGCCUUGAACGGCUUGAUCAUGUCCGUGGUCAUGAAGCACAGCAGCAACAUCACCCGGCUCUUCGUGAUCUCCUGCUCCAUCCUGGUCAACGCCCUCCUGUCCGUCGCCCUCUUCAAUCUGCAGCUCACCCUCCUCUUCUUCGUUGCCGUCUCGUGCAUCGGCCUCGCCGUUCACUUGUACUAUGGGGUCACGUAG